Molecule: messenger RNA, 324 nt
Organism: Microthlaspi erraticum
Lineage: Eukaryota; Viridiplantae; Streptophyta; Magnoliopsida; Brassicales; Brassicaceae
Source: the annotation of a GenBank genome assembly
AUGAUUCACUUUGCAACUCAAAUCCAGUUCGACGAUAAAGAUUUGCUUUAUCGCAACAAGGGUAAGGGAAAAAAACAGAGGGCUCGAGAGAGUUUUAGGUCUUUCGUUGACACAACACUACUGUCUCGUAACUUGAAUAACACGUUAAAGAAACUCUCAUUGACAUGUGAAGAUGAUGUUGACCACUUCAAGACUCAUACAAACCGAUGGAUAACGGAUGCCUUAGAAGGAGGCGUAUCGGAUCUUGAUCUGCGCAUCACCAUGCUUUCUGGAGAGCGACUACAAGCACGUCUUCUUCCUUCCACUGUCUUAAAACCGGUUUGA